ACACGGCGUAUGGGCAACACACGUUCAACUCAUGCACUAGUUACUUGAUGUAACAUAACUUCGAUACUUCAGUUGACGCGCAUCGCUCGCUCUAAUAGCGCGCAUCGCAAAAAACAAGUGAAAAUGGUUGCCAUCCGUGCUACGUGCAUCAUACUCUGUUCGCUAGCGAUUGUUAACGCAGACUUAUUGAGCCCGCUCUCCGACGCCUUCAUAGAAAUCAUCAACUCUAGACAAUCGACAUGGAAGGCCGGAAGAAACUUCCCGUUGGACAUGUCUUUGCGUGCGAUCAAGAAAAUGAUGGGCGCCAUACCAGACAGUGACGUGUUGAACUUGCACAGCGUCUAUCACGACCAGGAUUUUAUAGAUAGCUUACCAGAAAGUUUCGAUCCCAGAGACAAAUGGCCGAGUUGUCCAACUUUAAACGAAAUCCGAGACCAAGGAUCCUGCGGGAGCUGCUGGGCGUUUGGAGCAGUCGAAGCAAUGACUGAUCGCUACUGUAUCUACUCGAAUGGUACGAAGCAUUUCCACUUCUCCGCAGAAGAUUUACUUAGUUGCUGUCCAGUUUGUGGCCUCGGAUGCAACGGUGGGAUGCCAACAUUAGCUUGGGAGUAUUGGAAACAUUUCGGCAUAGUAUCAGGAGGGAGCUACAACUCUUCGCAAGGAUGUUUACCUUACCAAAUAGCACCGUGCGAACACCACGUGCCUGGAAACAGGAUGCCGUGCAGCGGUGACACGGGCACACCAAAAUGCUACAGAAAAUGCCGCGACGGUUUUCCGUCCACGUACAAAGACGACAAAAAAUACGGCAAACACGUGUUCAGCGUUAGAGGUGGAGAACAGCAUAUUAAGGCGGAACUCUUCAAAAAUGGCCCCGUUGAAGGCGCAUUCACAGUGUACGCCGAUUUGUUAGCUUACAAAAGCGGUGUGUACAAACAUGUGGCAGGCGACGAACUUGGCGGUCACGCUAUCAAGAUUAUGGGCUGGGGGGUCGAGAAUGGCAACAAAUACUGGCUCAUUGCGAACUCGUGGAACUCAGACUGGGGAGACAAUGGCUUCUUCAAAAUACUUCGCGGCGAAGAUCACUGCGGCAUAGAAAGUUCGAUUGUUGCUGGCGAACCGUUAUUAUAGAUUUUCUUUUGCAGGUACAUUUAUAACGAGUUAAAUAUAUAUUAAGUAACCAAAGUGUAACGUACUUUCAUCGAAUAGAACAAAUAAGUUUAUUUA
This is a messenger RNA of Bicyclus anynana (squinting bush brown), 1224 nucleotides long. RefSeq names its product cathepsin B (gene CtsB). Lineage: Eukaryota; Metazoa; Arthropoda; Insecta; Lepidoptera; Nymphalidae. The coding region runs from base 124 to 1128 and encodes 334 amino acids. The transcript has a single exon. The record is from RefSeq and is a predicted model, not a curated record. Gene Ontology annotation, cellular component: lysosome. Gene Ontology annotation, molecular function: cysteine-type endopeptidase activity. Gene Ontology annotation, biological process: regulation of catalytic activity.